This is a messenger RNA of Gasterosteus aculeatus aculeatus (three-spined stickleback), 2271 nucleotides long. It is a transcript of the gene terf1, whose product is annotated as telomeric repeat binding factor (NIMA-interacting) 1. Gene Ontology annotation, molecular function: microtubule binding; telomerase activity; double-stranded telomeric DNA binding. Gene Ontology annotation, biological process: negative regulation of DNA replication; negative regulation of telomeric D-loop disassembly; telomere maintenance via telomerase. The record is from RefSeq and is a predicted model, not a curated record. Lineage: Eukaryota; Metazoa; Chordata; Actinopteri; Perciformes; Gasterosteidae. Gene Ontology annotation, cellular component: nucleus; chromosome, telomeric region; nuclear telomere cap complex.
GAAGAGGAAGCGGAAAUGGGUUUGAAACUCAAAAAGAAAAACAUGGAAGAUGAUAUUAACGUGGAGCGCGAAAACGUUGCGGCUGCGAUCAAUUGCGAUGAAAGUGUCCGUUUUUCCCAAGUUACCGCCGUUGCUAAUCGGUGGAUCUUUGACUUUUGGUUCGUAAGUCUGUGUCGGCGAUUCAAGGAUGGUCAAUUUGAUGAAUUCAAUGAAACGCUUUCGACGUUCCAGGAAAUCUGCCCCAAAAUGAAAGGAAAUAUCUACCAUGAGAAAACGAUGAUAUGUGCCUUCCUUGCAAGAGUCAUUCAUGGGAAUGAAUUGGACGUCCAGUUUGAGGAGGAAGCCGAUGUGAUGCCCCUGAUGUCUGCUGCCAAAAUGUGGCCGGACCUAAAAAGCACUGUGAAAGACAAAAGCUUGUCCAAAAACAUCACCCAGCUUUUGGUCGUCCAGUCUGUGGCUUUGUGCUUGGAGAAAGGCAAACUAUCGUCUGCUUCCUCGGCCCUCAGGUGGUACGCGAACAACCGUGAAUUCCCACAGAACUUGAUAGUCAAGCUGACUACAAUAGUGACCAGAAGAGAAACCUACCACCCUUUUCUCAUGAGCUUCAGCUUCAGCCGCCUGCUGGAGACCAUCAAGUCUUACCUGGACGCCUAUUUGGAGAAGAAUCCCUCUGACUACCUUCUAAAGGAAGCCACAAACUUUGUGCAGUCGUCGCCUCUCAUUGAGGAUUCGGAGGUGACAAAGGACCGCUUUGUGUCGGAAGAAGCCGGCCGAUCAACAGGGAACAUAAAAACAAAACGGAAACUACUGUCCACAAAAAAUCUGGAUGUGUGGCAAUCGGAUUCAUGCAAGGAGUCGUUUGUCUCCCUCAGGAGAAUGUCCAAGAACGACUUAUUGAUGAUGACAUCCCCGAAGUCAGUGGACACGUCGAAGAAUAAAAAAACAAGAAAAAGGCCCCAGAAGUGGACAAGCCGGCUGGACACAUGCCUUCAGAUUGGAGUCAAGCGCCACGGACAGGGGAAUUGGUCCCGCAUAUUAAUGGACUUUGACUUUGAGGGACGCACUGGCACGAUGCUCAAAGACCGCUGGAGGGUUCUGAUGAAGGCGCAUAAAGUUGGCUGAAGAAGGAGAGCCACUCUCUAAAUUCGCAGCAAUCGUAGCAAUGCACCUGUAAAAAAAGGCUUCGACGUAACCUUUAUCAGCAAGUAGUAGUAAGUUAUUUUCUGAAGAUGCUACUUUUGUGUCUUCAGUGUCUUGCUUUUUUAUUGUUUUUGUACUGAGACAAUGUGCCACUAGAGGGCUCUGAACACAUAUUUAGGAAUUGAGCUCAGUCCGUGGCCUUCUAUGAAGGGAUGCAUUUGAUAUUUAAGGCAUUCCGCAGCCUUUACUUCACAUGUGGAAAACUCCCUCACCAAUUUAACCCCUUGCAACAUAUUAACUAUUGUUUUCGCCAUUAGCUUUGACCUGCACCUCCACGACCUGCAAAAGUGAAAGUCUUAUACCCCGGAGACAUGUCGAAUGCAGAUAAAUAAGGUUGUGGCGGCGUUCCUUCGUUGGCGUAGAUUCCUCAGCCGCAAUUGAGCUGCAGACACGUGGAUUUCGUUUUCUUAACGCAAAUGACAGGAGAUCUUAAGUUCUUUUCGUUUGCCGCUUUUCGUGCAUGAAAUACAAACCAAUUAAAUACACAAAACAACACAUUCCGUCACAGUGGACAAACUGUGCACUCGUGCCUAAUCAGCUCGUCUCAUUUGCACCUGCUGCAAACAUGACGUCAAUAUAAGCAGGAAAAUAAAGGGACCGUCAAGCCAACAUAUGUACCGAUAUAAUAUAUCCUUACAUUUAGGAAGAUAUGAUGCCUGAUCUAUUUCAUCCUGAGAGAAGAACAUCUUCCAGUUGUGUUAAAGUAAUCCAAAUCAUUUACACUGCAGACUUUUUGCUACAAGUAAUACUUUAAUCUCGAGGAAAUCAAUAGUCAAUAAAAACCACAGGAGCAAAGAGAUUUAUUAACUUGUGUGCACAGAUAUUUUAUUUUCUUGCAUAUAAAAGCUAAUUAAGAUAACCGUGAGUUAUUACAGAAGCUGUUCAAGCUAGAAAGGCGGCACGACGCUGUAUUAACUAUUAUAAGUAUGUUGUGUUAAAGAAAUAAGGUACGAGAGGCUGUACUUUAUCGUCCAAUAAUGUAACAGUUCGGGGGUGUUGGCCCGACGCCAAAUGAUUACAAAAUGUCUUUGAUAGCUGCUUAAUGUGUAAUAAAAAGGGUGAAAUACUGAA